This is a messenger RNA of Aspergillus neoniger CBS 115656, 2051 nucleotides long. RefSeq names its product H(+)-transporting V1 sector ATPase subunit A. The coding region runs from base 106 to 1920 and encodes 604 amino acids. The transcript has 5 exons. Gene Ontology annotation, cellular component: fungal-type vacuole membrane; proton-transporting V-type ATPase, V1 domain. NCBI's taxonomy places the organism in Eukaryota, Fungi, Ascomycota, Eurotiomycetes, Eurotiales, Aspergillaceae. The record is from RefSeq and is a predicted model, not a curated record. Gene Ontology annotation, biological process: proton transmembrane transport; ATP metabolic process. Gene Ontology annotation, molecular function: ATP hydrolysis activity; ATP binding; proton-transporting ATPase activity, rotational mechanism.
AGCGACAGCUCCUCCUCCUCCUCCUCUUCUCCUCCUUCCCCCAUCCAUCCCUCCCCCUCCCCCGCGCUGUCCACUCCUGUCAUUCACCUCCCUGCUUCACGCAUCAUGGCCCCCUCCGCUGAUGCUGGCGAGAGCCAACAUGGUUCCGUCUUCUCCGUCUCCGGUCCCGUCGUCGUGGCCGAGCAUAUGAUCGGCUGUGCCAUGUACGAGCUGUGCCGUGUCGGUCAUGACCAGCUGGUCGGAGAAGUCAUUCGGAUCGAUGGCGAUAAGGCCACCAUUCAGGUCUACGAGGAGACAGCUGGUUUGACGGUCGGCGACCCCGUUACACGGACAGGAAAGCCCCUGUCGGUCGAGCUGGGCCCCGGUUUGAUGGAAACGAUUUACGAUGGUAUUCAGCGGCCCCUGAAGGCGAUCUCCGACCAGUCCAAGGGUAUCUACAUCCCCCGUGGUAUCGCGGUUAACGCCCUGGAUCGUGAGAAGAAGUGGGACUUCAAGCCCGGCAAGUACAAGGUCGGCGAUCACAUCACCGGUGGUGACAUCUGGGGUACCGUUUUCGAGAACAGCUUGGUGAACGACCACAAGAUCAUCCUCCCUCCCCGCGCGAGGGGUACCAUCACCCGCAUAGCCGAGGCGGGAAGCUACACUGUCGAGGAGAAGCUGCUGGAAAUUGAGUUCAAUGGAGUCAAGACGGAACACAGCAUGAUGCACACCUGGCCUGUCCGUGUGCCCAGACCGGUCAACGAGAAGCUCUCGUCAGACGCACCUUUCAUUGUCGGUCAGCGAGUGCUGGACUCCCUGUUCCCUAGUGUCCAGGGUGGUACUGUCUGUAUCCCUGGUGCCUUCGGAUGUGGAAAGACUGUCAUCUCCCAGAGUGUCUCCAAGUUCUCCAACAGUGAUAUCAUUGUCUACGUCGGUUGUGGUGAGCGUGGUAACGAGAUGGCUGAAGUGCUGAUGGAUUUCCCCGAACUUUCCAUUGACGUCGAUGGCCGCAAAGAACCCAUUAUGAAGCGUACCUGCCUGAUCGCCAACACCUCCAACAUGCCUGUCGCCGCCCGUGAGGCGUCCAUCUACACCGGUAUUACGAUCGCCGAAUACUUCCGUGACCAGGGCAAGAACGUGGCUAUGAUGGCGGACUCCAGUUCCCGCUGGGCUGAGGCUCUUCGUGAAAUUUCCGGUCGUCUGGGAGAGAUGCCGGCUGACCAGGGUUUCCCCGCCUACCUGGGUGCCAAGCUGGCUUCCUUCUACGAGCGUGCCGGAAAGAGUAACGCUUUGGGUAGCCCCGAGAGAAUUGGUAGUGUCAGUAUUGUCGCUGCCGUCAGCCCUCCGGGUGGUGACUUCUCGGAUCCCGUCACCAGUAGUACCCUGGGUAUUGUCCAGGUGUUCUGGGGUCUGGACAAGAAGUUGGCUCAGCGUAAACACUUCCCGUCGAUCAACACGUCGAUCUCUUACAGCAAGUACACGACGGUUCUGGACCGGUACUACGAAAAGCAUCACCCCGAAUUCCCUCGCCUGCGUGACCAGGUCAGAGAGCUUCUGACCAAGUCGGAGGAUUUGGACCAGGUCGUGCAGCUGGUUGGUAAGGCCGCUCUGGGUGACUCUGACAAGAUCACCCUGGAUGUGGCUGCCAUGGUCAAGGAUGACUUCCUGCAGCAGAACGGUUACAGUGACUACGAUCAGUUCUGCCCGCUGUGGAAGACCGAGUACAUGAUGAAGGCGUUCAUGGGCUACCACGAUGAAGCCCAGAAGGCGGUUGCCCAGGGCCAGAACUGGUCCAAGGUUCGUGACGCCACCACCGACAUUCAGAGCUCUCUCCGGGGCAUGAAGUUCGAGGUGCCGACCAACGAGGCGGAAGUCUCCGAGAAGUACGAGAAGAUCCUCCAGCAAAUGUCGGAGCGGUUUGCUUCGGUGUCGGAUGAGUAGAGGAGGACAUAUUCACCGGGCUAGACCGGGGAGGCGUGCUGUCUAUUUUAUAUUCCCGAGCUUGUAGCAUAGCAAAUUCCCAGUAUAUGUAGUUAUUGCCGUUGCCUUGAAGAAUUUCCGUUUCGAGAAGC